CACAGGUUAUGAACACAUAUCAAACAAAAACCACAAAACGGAGAAUGGCGGCAAUCCACGUUGCACUGAAGAGGAAUCUACGAACAACAACAGUAAGUGGUGACAGAUCUAGACCUCGUAGACAAAACCCACAGAAUAAACUCACUGCAAAUCCACAACGGUGAUAAAUAUGGACUACAAUGGCAACCAUUUACAACAGAUUCACACGAAUGGUCGUGUUCCUGACCCACAUAAGAAAGAAAAGAUAGAAUUUCACAGAGGAAGGAGGUGAAAAAAGACAGUAAAAAUGUGAAGGAAAAAAACAUUAUUUAAAUAGGUCACAUGAUCUAGGUCAAUGACCGACAUUGUUAACCGACAUUGUAGCUUAAAUUUUUUGCAUUUUAAAGUUUCCAUAUGUUUUCCCAUGUCCGUCAUUGUAUCUUCAUGAAUCUUCAUACCACCACUAGAGGUCAAAUGAAAUCAAUCGACCAAAAGAGAUUGACCAAACAACGAAAGAAAGAUUUGUAAGAUAAACCUUUACAAUGACAUGGACUCUAAGUACGAACAUCCCUUCCACUAAAAAUUACAACAAAACUCAAUUAUUCGCAUAAAAUAAUUAGAUACCAAAAAAAGUUAGAACCUAAGCAUAUUCAAGAUAUACCACUAAUUUUAUAUGCACAAAUAUUUUUUUACACAGAAAUGAAAAUAACAAAGAGCCAAGUUCAAGGUCGUCAUCUUCACCAUUGAACCAUCUCUGAUUCUAAGGUUUAGGUCAAAGUCACUUACUCUCUCCCUCAUGACAAGAGGUUGAAUGAAAGCAAAGUAAUUAUUUUUCAGUUUAACAAGUGUGGAGUAACGUAUCAAACCUUCAACCUUGAAGAGAGUAAUAUCGAACCUUCAACCUUAAAGAAAGUCAUAGAUACCUUAACUAUUUGGGGACGAACAUGUAAUGUAUGAGAUUAUUAAAUUCAUAAACAAGGAUAUGUAAAUCCACAUGCAAUAGACUUGGCCUUUUAGUUCUAAAUUGUAUCGAUCUAACUUGACUAAAUAUCUUGGGAAGAAGAGUUCGACAAUUAAGGUUGAAGAUGGGAGAUAAAUUAGAAAACUUUGUAUCUUGAAAAAUGUAAAUAAGUAUCAAAUGAUAAUAUAUGUGGUUUAUGGUUAAAUGAUGGAACAGUUGAUUAAAAAACUGUUUAAACUACAUCAUCCUUUCAAGAAUUCAACCUGAGAUAAAAAAUCUUUUGAAGUAGUUAGUUUACAAAUUCCCUUUCAAACUUGUAAUUUUCCUCCAUUCAUUUUCAGUUUACUAUCCAUUAUCCCAAUUGGAAAUAGCCUAGCAUUAUUGAAUAUAAUUGACUAAAUUGCCAACUCUAUGUCACAUUAAUUCCUCCCCCCUCCCCCCGCAAUAUAUAUAUAUAUAUAUAUAUAUCGUGAGUGUCCAACCCAAGCCGCCUAACCCUGCAAUAUUUGGAUACCAAGAAUAUUAAUCCUGGGUAAGUGGCCUCCAUAGAUUGAACUUUGAACUCAUUCCUUAUAAGUAUUUUACUAUACCCAUGGCCUUUAUUGCCAACUAGGUUAACCCAUGAUGAUUACUUGGAAGUUUUUUUUAAUACAACUCUUUCCAAGUUUCUAUUCACUAUUCAGGUUGUUCUCUCAAUUAAACCAAACAGGUACCUCUCUUUCCAAGCAACUGAAAAAGUCUCUUGAAAGAAAAUUUUCAACUACUAACACAAAAGCAACAAGCAAUCCCAUGCGAAAAGGCCCAUAAGCUCCCAAGUCCCAAUUCCUCUUUAGUCAAAUUGAAGCUAACCUUUCCUGUGUUUUAAAUUCUUCCUCCUAAUAACAAGACAUCCCGCCAUGGAAAAACACCAUCUUUGCUACACCUUAAGUCUCUCCAUCAUUGUCUCACUCGCACUCAUUGCCUUUGUCUCAUGUGUAGCUGCAGAAUUACACAGAACAAAGACGAAUGACCUCAAGUUGGAUGGGAAACUGUGCUAUUUGCCGGAAAGUCGAGCAUUUGGAUAUGGAGUUGCAGCUUUGGCGUGUUUGGUUAUGGCUCAAGUUAUCGGGAAUAUUUUACUUUGCACGAGUUGCAAUUUCAAUUUAAGGAAGAAGAAGAGCAGUGAACAAUCUCCUAAAAGACCAAACUUAGCCACAAUUUUUCUUCUUGUUUCAUGGGCAAGCUUUACCGUAGUGAUAUUGCUACUGAGCGCGGCGUCAAGUAUGAGCAGACGGCAACCGUACGCGGCGGGAUGGUUGGGCGGCGAGUGCUACUUGGUGAAAAGCGGUGUAUACGUCGCCGCAGCAGUUCUAAUCCUCAUCUCGACAUGCUCAACCGUAGGCUCGGCCGUAACAGUUCAGAUCAACAAAUCCAGAAAAUCUACCGCACUGCCAAAAUGAAGAAAAAGUUCAAACAGUAGAGAAAAAUAAAAGCAUCGCAACGGCAAUGGCAACGACGGCGGCGGCGAUCGCCAGCCUGCAGCGAAAAGCUCCUAGUCGCUAUGUUCCUGUGAUGGCGCCUCCACUGGACGGGCUCUUGCUCGAGUUAAUUUUUAUUUUGGUGAAAAUAACCUAACACCAGUUCAAAAUCACUUGGUGUCCCUAAACUUUAAAAUGGGAGGUUGUUCGUAGAAAAUAAAUUUGAAAACAAUAUAUCUAAAAUUCUGGAAAUAAAUUUGUAAAAUAUGGCAAAUUCAAAAGUAUAAUUAGGAACGUGUCUUCAACUUAUAAAAAAAUUGUAGAUACGGUAAAAUUCUUA
Benincasa hispida (wax gourd) is the source of this 2737-nucleotide messenger RNA. Its product is annotated as chitin synthase, putative (DUF1218). The record is from RefSeq and is a predicted model, not a curated record. Lineage: Eukaryota; Viridiplantae; Streptophyta; Magnoliopsida; Cucurbitales; Cucurbitaceae.